Molecule: messenger RNA, 4592 nt
Organism: Carcharodon carcharias (great white shark)
Lineage: Eukaryota; Metazoa; Chordata; Chondrichthyes; Lamniformes; Lamnidae
Product: neurofilament heavy polypeptide-like
Exons: 14
Coding region: 881-4447 (1188 amino acids)
Biological process (GO): acrosome assembly; single fertilization
Cellular component (GO): acrosomal membrane
Source: RefSeq, a predicted model, not a curated record
UGACAAACUGACUUCCAAAAAUAGCUCAGUGGUGGGAAGCCUUCAUCCCCUCAAACUCUCUGAGCAUGCUCGGGAAAUUAGCAGAAAUGUGCCAGAGUUCCUAAUGUACACGGGAAAAGAUUGUCACUUGGACUGAGAGGCAGAGGCGAGAAGCAGUUUGUGUGUGAGGGGAGCCCACCGACGAUGUCUACCUUGAAGGCGGCAUUCCACUGACUGCAUGAAUCCUUUCUCGCAGGAGCUGAACCAGCUAGCGGAGUAUCUUCAGGAAGCUUUACAGCGUGAGCAGCUCCUGGAACAGAAGCUGGAGACACUGCAGUAUCUGCUGACCCACACACAGCUCCUCUCGGACAAUGUCUGGCAGGACACUCAGACUGAAUGUGCUGAUCUGACAUUGAAAAGCAGAGAAUCACUUGGAAAAGACUUGGAAAUCAGGACUGAACGUAAAAAAACAAAGGUGAAGAUGGAGGACCUGCAGAGUAAGAGCAACCAGGAUCUUCUCACUGCAGUGAAGGUAGAGAACACAGAAGGACAGAGAAGGGAUGGUGAGGAAACUCCAGAUGGCAAAGAAAUGGCUUCGCCUGACACCGACAUGGAGGAUGGGCCGAACAAGAAACGCCGAAGACCCACUCUACGCAAAGAGAAAAGACUUCAGGAAUCGAAGAUUCUGCGUAAACAAGCCAUGAUCAGAGACAUGAGCGGUAACUCAUUGCCGAAAUCAUCGUCCUGAAGUUACUGUGACCAUACCAUUCCUCAUUUACCCCCCUUCCCUGAAGGUGCUGACUCUCCGCCACCUACCGAAGAGAAAGGCCCCCCAGAUGUGAAGGUCUUGCGUCAGCAAGCAAUCGUCCGUGAUAUAAGUGGUGAUGUGCUGUCAUCUGACAUGAAAUCAAGUGAAUCAACAUCAAGUGUGACAAUGUCAGGUGACACAGAGUCACAUAUGAAGUCAGCCGAUACUCCAACAUCAGAGGUGACAUCAGUUGCCCCUAAAUUAUCGGUGGUCAAUUCAGCCAAUCCCAAUAUUUCUGAGGUCAAUUCCGUUGAUCCCAAACCAUUUGAGGUCAUGUCAACUGAUCCCAAGAUAUCAGAGAUCAACUCUACCAUUCCCAAAGUGUCUGAGGUCAAGUUAGUCAAUUCAACGGGACUCAUGUCAGCUGAACCCAAACCAUUGGAGGUCAUAUCUACUGAAACCAAAUAUUCAGAGGUUAAGUCAAUCAUUUUGAAGAUGUCGGAGGCCAAGUCAGUAGUUUCCAAAGUGUCUGAGGUCAAGUUAAUUGAUUCAAAACCAACUGAGGUUAUGUCAACUGAUUCCAAACCAUCUCUGAUUAAGUCAUGUGAUCUCAACCCAUCCGAGGUCAAGACUGCUGAUCCCAAACAGAUGGAGAUCAAGUCAGCAGAUCCCAAAUCAUCCAAGGACAAAUCAGUUGAUCCCAAGCUAUCUGAAAUCAAGAGAGCUGAUCCCAAAUCAUCUGUGAUGAAAUCAUGUGAUCCCAAACCCUCUGAGGUUAAAUCAGCUGAUCCUAUAGUGUCUAGGGCUAAAUCAGCUGAUCCCAAACCAUUUGAGGUCAAGUCAACUGAUCCCAAACCCUCUGAGGUUAAAUCAGUUGAUCCCAAACUAUCUGAGGCCAAGUCAGCUGAUCCCAAACUAUCUGAGGUCAGGUCAGCUGAUCCCAAACUAUCUGAGGCCAAGCCAGCUGAUCCCAAACUACCUGAGGUCAGGUCAGCUGAUUCCAAACUACCCGAGGCCAAGUCAGCUGAUCCCAAACUACCCAAGGCCAAGUCAGCUGAUCCCAAACUAUCUGAGGUCAGGUCAGCUGAUCCCAAACUAUCUGAGGUCAGGUCAGCUGAUCCCAAACUAUCUGAGGUCAGGUCAGCUGAUCCUAAACUAUCUGAGGUCAGGUUAGCUGAGGCCAGGUCAGCUGAUCCCAAACUACCCGAGGCCAAGUCAGCUGAUCCCAAACUAUCUGAGGCCAAGUCAGCUGAUCCCAAACUACCCAAGGCCAAGUCAGCUGAUCCCAAACUGCCUGAGGCCAAGUCAGCUGAUCCCAAACUGCCUGAGGCCAAGUCAGCUGAUCCCAAACUACCAGAGUCCAAGUCAGCUGAUCCCAAACUACCAGAGGCCAGGUCAGCUGAUCCCAAACUACCCGAGGCCAAGCCAGCUGAUCCUAAACUAUCUGAGGCCAGCUCAGCUGAUCCCAAACUAGCCGAGGCCAGGUCAGCUGAUCCCAAACUAUCCGAGGCCAGGUCAGCUGAUCCCAAACUAUUCGAGGCCAGGUCAGCUGCUCCCAAAUUAUCCGAGGUCAGGUCAGCUGCUCCCAAAUUAUCCAAGGUCAGGUCAGCUGCUCCCAAAUUAUCCGAGGCCAGGUCAGCUGAUCCCAAACUAUCCGAGGUCAGGUCAGCUGAUCCCAAACUACCUGAGGUCAAGUCACCUGAUCCCAAACUACCUGAGGCCAAGUCACCUGAUCCCAAACUACCUGAGGCCAGGUCAGCUGAUCCCAAACUACCUGAGGCCAGGUCAGCUGAUCCCAAACUACCCGAGGUCAGGUCAGCUGCUCCCAAACUACCUGAGGCCAAGUCACCUGAUCCCAAACUACCUGAGGCCAAGUCACCUGAUCCCAAACUACCUGAGGCCAAGUCACCUGAUCCCAAACUAUCUGAGGCCAAGUCACCUGAUCCCAAACUAUCUGAGGCCAAGUCAACAGAUCCCAAACCAUCCGUGGUCAAGGCAGUUGAUCCCAAACUAUAUGAGGUCAAGUCAGUUGAUCCCAAACUAUCCGUAGUCAACACAGUUGAUCCCAAACUUUAUGAGGUCAAGUCAGUUGAUCCCAAACUAUUUGAGGUCAAGUCAACUGAUCCCAAACCAUCCAUGGUCAAGGUAGUUGAUCCCAAACUAUCCAAGGCCAAGUCAACUGAUCCCAAACUAUCCGAGGCCAAGUCAGCAGAUCCCAAACUAUCCGAGGCCAAGUCAGCUGAUCCCAAACUAUCCGAGGCCAAGUCAGUUGAUCCCAAACUAUCUGAGUUCAAGGCAAUGGAUCCCAAACUAUCCGAGUUCAAGGCAAUGGAUCCCAAACCAUUGGAGGUCAAGGCAGUUGAUCGCAAAGCAUCUGCUGUGAUGUCAGCCAAUAUAGAACUACAUGACAUGUUGACAUGUGUCCACAAAUAUUAUGACCAAACAGUAAGUGAUCCUGAAGCAAUUGAUAUGAGACCAGGAGGUUCGAAAUCAAAUGAAAAUGUACUAGGCUUGUUGGAAUUGGAUCAGUUGAGGUUGCAGAUUGAGCAGCUUCAAAAGGACUUGAAGGAAUCUCAGGAGCAGGCAGCCCGACACCAGAAGAACUACCUGGAUUUACAAGGGUUGUUGGAGGAGCAGAGAUUGGUCAAUGUGCAACAAACUGAAAACUUCGCCAAACAAAUCCAGCGUCUCCAAGCACAGCUCCGGUCUGUUCAGGAGGAGAUCGAUAGUUUAGAGGAGGAGAAGGAAAGUGAACUGAUGGAGGCUCAUGAAGAACUGCAUUGUGCACAGGAAGAGAUUGUGAACCUGCGUCAGGCGGCUGAGGAGGCAGCAGGAGAGCGGGAGAAUGAGAUUGCCACUUUACAGGAGGAGCUGUGCCGUAUCCGAGCAGAACUGGAGCACCUUCAGCAGACAACACUGGAGUAUGAGCUGGAGAUUACCACAUUGAGGGCAGAGAUACAGAUGAAGAGUGACAGUCAGCAGAGGAAAAACUCUGAAGAGGUCACCCAACUUCAGGGUGCGGUGCAGAGUCUGCAGGUUGAGUGUCGGAAUCUGGCUCAAGAGUGCCGAGCUCUACAGGAUGAUAACAAACAGCUGAGAGAAAGAUUGCAACAAAUGGAACAGCAGAGCCGCAGAUCGGUUGAAGGAUUUAAAGCAGGCGCUCAGAGGACUGAAAGCCGACAACUGCAGCAAGGAAUAGAGGCCAAAAGUUUGCCCUGGAAAGAAAGUGGUAAAGGGCCAAGUGCAGCAGGUUUAAGCCUGCAGGAGAAUCCGAGUUCUGCACAGAAAGAGCAACUGCGAAAAGAUCAGGAGAAAUCAGGUGAUAAAAUAGUCCCAAGUGUUCGAGCUUUUGCAAGAAAUCAGCUUGAAGAUGGGUGGGUGGUCAGAGAACAGCAAGUUCCAAAGGAUGGAAGCAGCGAAGAUGGCGUGACUUCCAGUCAGAAGUUGGAAAGCGCUGAGCUUGCUGCUCCAGACACGCAGAGGUAUGAAGAGAGAGGUCUAAUUGACGAAUUGAGUCUGAGGCACCGACUACUGCAAGCAGAAGAGAAGGCUCUGUCAGUCCAACAUGAGUGUGAAGGAUUAAUCACUGAGCUGAGAGCACUGGAGGAGAGAUACAGAAGCAGUCAAGAGGAACGCAGCCAUCUGGAGUUGCAGCUCAGGCAGUACAAGGAGGAAAUCCACAAACUGAAAGGGGCACCUUGUCAGGACUGGUUGUACUGAUGGCUGUGCUGUGGUGCUGGUGGGCUGAGACCUCCCGGCAUUGACCAGACUCGAUUUGGAGGGUGGAUUCCAUUAGUGCUGAUGGUUAUUGCUACAGCUGGUCAAUCUUCUGUGUUCCAGCCUCACUUUUAACUUUCCAACAACC